Messenger RNA from Mucor mucedo, 504 nucleotides. RefSeq lists its product as uncharacterized. The transcript has 4 exons. The coding region runs from base 85 to 504 and encodes 139 amino acids. NCBI's taxonomy places the organism in Eukaryota, Fungi, Mucoromycota, Mucoromycetes, Mucorales, Mucoraceae. The record is from RefSeq and is a predicted model, not a curated record.
CGGUAUUGUCGGUCUAACUUUUUCAAAAAUUGGACCGAUAAAAAGUUUCAGGGUGCAUUUCUGGGGAACUGGUCCGGUAUUGCUAUGUUUAUGAAUGGUUAUACUAGGGAAAGCAUAAAAGCAGUAAUUACAGGGCUUCGAAAAACUGAAAAGAACAAGUUUAGGGCUGUUGAUAAAUAUAAAUCAACUAUUACCUGCACUUUAUGGUAUGAAACUACCACUAAGCAAGUGGUUAGAAGAGGGGACUCCAUAAGGAAAAUAAAAGGCACGGUAGUUCGUGUCAGCAAAAAUUGUUCGAGACGUGUAUAUAACAGGAUUUUCAGCAUAAGUUUCAGACGAUGUCCUAACUUCUCCGCCUUUUUAUCGUGGUAUGCAAAUAAGUCUAACUUAUCUGAUAAUUUUAUGCAAGCCAGAUUAGCUAAACAAGGAACUGUUGGCGUCUGCCAAACCAAUAUUCUUGUCAUAAUCUUACUGCAUCGAUUUAAGAAUCAAUGCGCACUUUAA